Molecule: messenger RNA, 2528 nt
Organism: Callorhinus ursinus (northern fur seal)
Lineage: Eukaryota; Metazoa; Chordata; Mammalia; Carnivora; Otariidae
Gene: IER2
Product: immediate early response 2
Source: RefSeq, a predicted model, not a curated record
CCUCACUGCCUACAGACAAGGGGACUGAGGAGGGCUGUCUUACGCUAGAGAGACGCAAGAGCUGGAGGCCCCAGGGGCCUACUCGUUCGUUUAGCAAAUACUGAACGAGUCACUCUGUCUCGAUUUCCCCACCUGAAGAAAUCAGGUAUAACAGUACCCUCCGCGGAGUGGAGGUGAGGCAUCAGUGAGGUUAUUUAGUAAAGGAAAGCCUUUAACAGCGCCUGGCGGGUAUAGUGCUUAGUAAGUGUUAGCACGGUUAUUGAUUCAAAAAACAUUAAUCGGUUACUGAUUCAAAAAAACAUUAGACACCUGGUAGAUGCUAGGAACUGUGCCCACGGGGGAUGUACCGGUUCGAACCCCGGUCUUCCCCGGCGCGAAAGGAAACUUGCCGCCUACAGCCAGCUGCGGUUUCAGACGGAAGCACGUGGGUGGACUCUGCCCCGCAUCCGCGGUCCCCCUCUUCUGGGCCUGCGCGCUAGCGUAUUAAGGACCCUGAGAAAGGAGAGCACCCCGAGAGCUCCGCGUGGACCGGGGGACGCUCCUCCUCGUCCCGACUCCUGUCCCUUCUCCCCCACUCGGUAAUUUCCACCCUGUCGCUUUAAGGAGUCUCUCGCCGCGGCGCGUUGGGAAGCCCGGAUGCGGCUCUCUGAUUGGGCGGGGCGGCUCGGUGACUUCACUCCGGGUACAAAAGGGCCCGGGUGGCGGGCGCCGGGGCAGAGCGUCCUAGCAGUGUCACGGCGUGGGUUGGCCUGAGGGGAGAAGCGUGAGCGAGCGCGUUGCCCGGAGUGCACCUGCUACCUGUACUGCCCAGCCAGGGAGUCCCCCCCGCCCUCGCCCCCGCCGUCGAGCCGCCAUGGAAGUGCAGAAGGAGGCGCAGCGCAUCAUGACUCUGUCGGUGUGGAAGAUGUACCAUUCGCGCAUGCAGCGCGGUGGCCUGCGGCUGCACCGGAGUCUGCAGCUAUCGCUGGUCAUGCGCAGCGCCCGAGAGCUCUACCUCUCAGCCAAGGUGGAAGCCCACGAGCCCGAGGUGCCCUUGUCCCCCGUUCGCUCCCCUGAUCCUCGCCUGCACCAGUCGCGGGAAUCGGAAGCUGUAGCCGAGGCAGCGCCCCCCGACGGUGAGCAGCCCUCUCCGGAGCCCAUGGACACGCGGGAGGCGCCGCGAGCCGAGGAGACCCCAGCCCGCUGUGCCCCGCGCCCCACUACAAAAGUCAGCCGAAAGCGGCGGAACAGCAGCCUGAGUGACGGCGGGGACGUCGGACUGGCCCCAAGCAAGAAAGCCCGUCUUGAAGAAGAGCAGGAGGAAGGAGCCUCUUCGGAGGUCCCUGAUCGCCUGCAGCCACCUCCCGCGCAAGCCGAGGGCGCCUUCCCCAACCUGGCGCGCGUCCUCCAGAGGCGCUUCUCGGGCCUCCUGAACUGCAGCCCCGCCGCCCCCCCGACGGCGCCGCCGGCGUGCGAGGCGAAGCCGGCCUGCCGCCCGGCGGACAACAUGCUGAACGUUCUCGUGCGGGCCGUGGUGGCCUUCUGAGGGUCCCCGAGCGGCGCUACCGGAGCCCAGAGCGCGGGCCGAACCGUCGGCCGGAGUGCGCAGACCCGAGGCGAGGCCCACCCCCGGGGGAGGGCCCGCCGAAACCGUGGAGAGGAGCUGCCGCCCGGGCUGCUGAGAGGCCUGAAGAGGGACUCUGCCCCCGGGGAGCCGUCGCCGCCUCUGUGCAGCGGCCGCGCCGAGGAGCCUGAGCCGGGAGCGCGAGCGCCUUCCGCCGAGAGCUGCUGCGCCCACAGGUGCUGUCUAAACGGACUGGGACGUGGACCUUUCCCUCUCCUUCUGGGACUGGGAGCAGGGAGGCUUGGUUCUUGAAACUCCUCAGGGUCGGACUUUUAUUUUUUACUGGGAGCUGUGCUGCCCUUUUCAAGGUUUUUCAAUAGUUGGUGUUUGCAUUUCCAAUCUCAGAGAAUUCCAGGCAGGCGCUCCCCUUCCCCCACCCGUGGCAUACUUGUGCAAGCGGUCAUCGUUGCGUCAUGGGGCAGACGUGGGGAGCUUCCUGUUGCCUUGCGUGGGUGUGGGGCCUGGGAGGAGGGUCUGGGGUGUGGACCGCCCUGGGGAAUGGGAGGAGGGCGUCCUGAGUCACCUCGCCCCGCUUGCUGCGGGUUUGUGCCCCGCGCCCCUGCGCCUUCGGCUGAAUAGCGGGGGGAAGGGUGGGGGGCUGAUCUAAUUUCAGGUUACAGUUUUUCUCACCUGGUGCGUUGGAGGUGGGAAAUGGUCACAGUCUCAAGCGUGACCAUCCCUCAGACACACAGACACAACCCAGACGAUCCUGGUCUGAAUCACAAAAAUUGGUGGGGGUGUUUAGAGCGCUGUAAGGCUGAGCUGGGACCAGUUGCUGGUGGGACUGGGCCAGUGUGGGGAGGGGAAGGUUCUUGCCAGGGCGUUCUGAGGCCUGUUUACCUUUACUGUGGUGGAUUCUGUUUAACUUCAUCUAUCUGGCCUCUUGCUAGAAACGCCAGAUAAAAUAAAAGACCAUUUGAAUAAA